Molecule: messenger RNA, 460 nt
Organism: Struthio camelus australis
Lineage: Eukaryota; Metazoa; Chordata; Aves; Struthioniformes; Struthionidae
Source: RefSeq, a predicted model, not a curated record
CAGUCAUGGUGAAUUUCAUGCAAGCUGUGCGUGAUCACUGGGUUCACAUCCUUGUUCCCCUAGGAUUUGUGAUUGGAUGCUAUUUGGACAGAAUGAACGAUGAAAAAUUGUCAGCCUUCAGAAACAAGAGCUUGCUGUAUAGAAGAGAAUUGAAACCUGGUGAAGAAACUACAUGGAAAUAGAAGCUGCUGAUGAAAUGGGAAAUAUUUUCACUUGUUCAAUCAACAUAUAUAGCAAGUUAAAAGAACAGGAUUACAGUUUUUAUUCUUGAGUGAACGUAUAAGGCUGCAGAAAGGAACACCUACGAUUCAUCUCUGCUAGUUUAUAAUUUUCAGUCCUCCUUUUUGAAAGAUAAUUACAUGACUAGUACAAGUCCUGUUCAGAAACAUUUAUCCCCGGAAGUCAUACUCUGAAAGAGGGAGGAAGACUUAUGUAAUAAAGAAAAACUAUGCAAAAAGCA